This is a messenger RNA of Symbiodinium sp. CCMP2456, 1776 nucleotides long. NCBI's taxonomy places the organism in Eukaryota, Dinophyceae, Suessiales, Symbiodiniaceae. The record is from the annotation of a GenBank genome assembly.
AUGGUUGGGCUUCGCAGAGCGAACUCCUACGAGAACAUUUGCAAGUCAGGCCACUUUCGCAGUGCUACUCCUCGGCAAGUUCUUGCAGGUUAUGGCAUCAUCUUUCGAGACGCUCUCGAUGCCUUUCUGACAGCUGGCGGGAGCAGCAACACGCGGUUUCCGACCAUGGAGCAGGUGCAACUUGCUGGAGUAUCCUUGUUCAAUGCUGCUGCGGAGACGGGUCAUGUUGACAUCUUUGUCGGCCACUCUUGGAGCGCGGGGCGCUGGUCAAAGUUCCUGGCGCUUUGCUUGUUCUUCAAUCUGGACAUGGCAAUCCGCUGUGCUUGUGGUGCCUGGCUUGUUGUGGCAGCUACACUGCUUGGGUGGGGUGGCAUUACCAGCCUCGGUGGGAGCUACCUCGCACUGCCCUGUCUUGUCUACUUUCCCAUGACAGUCUUUUUCGUUGUUUUCAUUUUCGGACAGCAGCUCUUCGAGGGGCGACAGCCUCCUGCACUGUGGGUGGACAAGCUCUGCAUCCAUCAAACAGACAUGGAUCGGAAGGCAGAACAGAUAGCAGCUCUCCCUGUCUUUGUGAUGCAUUCUUCUCGCAUGCUAAUUCUGUGGGACGAUACUUACUUCGAGAGAAAAUGGUGCUCCCUGGAGCUGGCGACAUUCGCACGACAUGUAGGUACAGAGAAGAUCGAUGUCUUGCCGCUUUGGUUGGCUCCAUGGCUGCUGAGUUCAAUCCUUCUGGAUUUGUUGAGCGUCACCCUUUUCGAGUUCCUGGAACACAGUUCUCCCAAUUGGAGUGUAGCCUGGACCAACCCUCUCAUGGCAGCAUCAGAGUCACUACUAGGAGAGAAUCCUGCAACGCUGAAAUUCGUGGCGGUAUUUACCAUCUGGAUGAUUUCAGGCAUUUGUUAUGCACCUUCUUCUUUUCCGAGCUCCUUCUCUUUCCGCAUGAAGUUACGAAACCAUCAGUUGAUGCUACAGCAAAUGGCCAAUUUCGAUGUCAGAGCAGCAAAAUGUACUCUGCCGUCUGAUGCUGAAGCAAUCGAGCAGCAAGUGGAGGACUUAUUCAAGGACGAUGUUGUGGAACGGAGACCUCAGCAGAUGAGUGGUGAUAUUGACAAUUGGGAGGUCUGUGUUCCCAUGCGAUAUCAUGGUGGGCAAGGAUCCCCGCCCGAUGUGUUCGGUGAUCCGCUGGGGCGUUUCAACGCGUACGUCCGGGGCACACUGAGGGAGUUUGUGAUUUCGCAGAUCGGCGACGAGCUUUACGUCUCGUGGCGGACCUGUCUGAUUGCCUUCUUGCCCAUGAUUUUCUACUCCUCGGUGAAUAUCUUAGGCUGCGACAACGGGCCUUGUGAUCAGUCUGCAGCAUUGGCUGGCUACCAGUCGACGUCUGCCUACAUGCUCACCUCCAUGGCUGGAUGGAUAAUCAACAUUGCGCUGGCAUUCCCACUGACAUACCCAGUCCUACUUCGUAUGGUCAAAUUCGCAAUGUCGCAUGGCGAUGGUUCAUUGCAGCUCUGUGCUGCUUUCCUUUUCUGUCCACUGGCUUUCUUCUACAAUUACAUCUGUGGAAGCUUAGUGCUCGCCUCGCUUGUGUGCGUGGUACAGAACUAUUCGCCGACACAGCUGCUGGUGUGCUUCGUAGUCCUUGUCGUACUUUUGGCGCAAGUUAUUUGGCUUUUUUCCAGUGGCACGCAUCAGGACAGCAGCCAGCUGUCGUGUCGCUGCGUAAGGCGGCAGGCCACUGCGUACGAGGCACUUGGCAACACCGGUAGUGUUGCAUAG